This is a messenger RNA of Marmota flaviventris (yellow-bellied marmot), 462 nucleotides long. RefSeq names its product myelin associated oligodendrocyte basic protein (gene Mobp). Lineage: Eukaryota; Metazoa; Chordata; Mammalia; Rodentia; Sciuridae. Gene Ontology annotation, molecular function: myosin binding; actin binding. The record is from RefSeq and is a predicted model, not a curated record. Gene Ontology annotation, cellular component: cortical actin cytoskeleton.
AUGAGUCAGAAAAUGGGUAAGGAGGGUCCCAGACUCUCCAAGAACCAGAAGUUCUCCGAGCACUUCAGCAUCCACUGCUGCCCGCCCUUCACCUUCCUCAACUCCAAGCGGGAGAUCGUGGAUCGGAAAUACAGCCUCUGCAAGAGCGGCUGCUUCUACCAGAAGAAAGAGGAGGACUGGAUCUGCUGCGCCUGCCAGAAGACCAGACCCAGCCGUCGUGCCACGUCCCCUCAGAGGCCCAAGCCACAGCCAGCGGCGCCCCCCGCGGUGGUCAGAGCACCAGCCAAGCCACGGUCCCCUCCGAGGUCCGAGCGUCCGCCGCGUCCCCGCCCAGAGGUCCGACCACCUCCAGCCAAGCAGCGUCCCCCUCAGAAGGCCAAGCAACCACCACGCAGCAGCCCCCUCAGAGGGCCAGGCGCCAGCCGCGGGGGGUCUCCCAUCAAAGCUUCUAGGUUCUGGUAA